AUGUUCACGUUGCCGGAAGAUCCUUACAAGAUCCUCGGCGUGUCCAAGAAUGCACUACUCCCAGAGAUCCGGUCGGCGUACCGGAAACUCGUGUUGAAAUGCCACCCGGACAAAGUCGCAGACCCAGGAUUGAAAGCCGUCAAGCAGGAUGAGUUUCAGAAGGUCCAAAAGGCAUACGAGAUGCUCUCAGACGAGAACGAGCGGCAGAAGUACGAUGACAUGGUCAUGGCGAACAACAUGGAGAGAGAAAACGCGCGCAAGCGCGCCGACUACUCCUACGCUAGCCGCACACCACCGCGCCGUGAGGAUGGCUAUCGCGAUUACAAGAUCAGGACUGCAAACCCGCCCGAGUUCACGAGAUCCUCCUCAUUCCCAGCAUCCAGUCCUUACACUUAUAACACCCCGCCCUCCUCAACCGAAAACCAUUCCAGCGACUCCGCUCGGGACCACCGUAGUUCGAAGAAGAAGGAUUCUGACAGAGAGCGGGACCAUCGAUCAUCGAGACGAGAAGAGAAGGAGCGGCAGAAGAGAGCAGAGGCCGAGCAGAAGAAAGCACAGGCCGACUGGGACCGCGAUCAAGACCGGUCAAGAAAAGCAGAGGAAGAACGACUGCGAAAGGACAAGGAGCAUCGAAAGGAAGAUAAAAAGAGAACCGAAAAGGAUCGCGACAGGGAGCGCAGACGGGAUACUGAGGACAAACGCGCACGUCAGAAGCCGUACAUGGAGGACGUUCACGAGCACCCACAACCACACGUAAUUGACGUUGAGCCGCCCAGGUCGGACAAGAAACCCAAGAGCAGCCGUCCAAAACAUGAGAAUGAGGCUGAGCCACCCGUCUCGGCUGCGGAAGCCACAGAACGUGAAAAAAUGACGGCCGACCGCAAGACCGCCGACAACCUCGAGUUCGCAGCUAAUUAUCUGGCGAGAAGCAAAGCACCCAUGCUCAACAAGACAUAUGCCUCCCAACCCACGCCCUUUGUCCAUACCGUCACGCCUCCGGCUGCUGCGCCCACGCCACCUCCAGUGACUGGCGCCAUGCCUCCCCCCCCACCGCCAGUCGGUAGAGACCGGAGAGAUAAUUACGGGGAGGAAGACCCAAGGAGACCGUCAGCAAAGAUGUCGAGCCGACGUGGGUCCAUUGAUCCUCGAACCAGGGAAAAGGUCUCAUCGCACAAGAAGUCGAGCUCAUCCAGGCUACCGACCGACGAAUAUUUUUCGCCACCCAAAUUGAAGAAGUCAUCCACCAUGCCAACUCAGUAUGGUGCACCUGUCUCUGGCUCCCCGCCUAGGAUCAGUCGGACCAAAACAGAUCAGCAUUACGCACGUCCUACUCAGCACAUGCCGGGUAUGAUGCGCUCCCAUACUUCGUAUUCCGAAGAUGCCUAUGAGCGCAGCCGGUCGAGGCGUGCUUAUCACUACACAGACGACGAAUCUGAAGAUGACCUUCAUUAUCGAGGCCAUAUGCGGAGAACUCACUCGCCCGAAGUUGACCCUGUGUUAAAAACCUUCCGCUACGCCGUCAGCGACAACAAAACCAUCCCGGUGAGCCACAAAAAUUAUUACGCAUCUGAAGCGAAUACUGGGCGUCCUCUGGAACGACGGCCCGCGAUGCAUUCGCAGGAUAGUUACACCAGCCAAGGGAGCCAAAUCUUUGGAAAGGUGAAGACUUCGAAGUAUGGUGAUGUCACUUAUGGGGACGUGCCACAUGCCCCCUAUGAUAAGCAUUAUGGUAGGGGGGAUGGCGUGUACUCGUACUGA
This is a messenger RNA of Pseudomassariella vexata, 1758 nucleotides long. RefSeq lists its product as uncharacterized. Gene Ontology annotation, molecular function: protein-folding chaperone binding; misfolded protein binding. The transcript has a single exon. Bases 1 to 1758 code for a protein of 585 amino acids. Gene Ontology annotation, cellular component: endoplasmic reticulum. The record is from RefSeq and is a predicted model, not a curated record. NCBI's taxonomy places the organism in Eukaryota, Fungi, Ascomycota, Sordariomycetes, Amphisphaeriales, Pseudomassariaceae.